UACAAGAAAAUCAAUAAAUAUAUCUUACCUUAAAACACAGUAACUGACAAUAUCAGUGUUCCAACCCUAUAAAUUUGCAAAAAAGAGCAGUUUCUGUGGGGUGCCACUUGCAUAUCAUGCAAGUUUUGGUAUUACAAAUGUAGCCACAAAGAGACAACAAUCAACCAGCUGCCACCUUCAUAUAUACUCUGAUAUAUCAUAACUGAAACCACACAGAAAGAAGAAUCAGAAAAUCAGAGAGAGAGAGAGAGAGAGAGAGAGAGAGAGAGAGAGAUUUUGAGUUUCUUGAUUUUUCAAGCUAGCCAUGGCCUCCAAGGAAGAGCAUCAAGAGAAUGAGGCUAUGGAAAAACCCUCAAAAAACGCCGGGGAAAGUUCCGCUAUCCUUGCGCCUCUUGUACGGAUGCACGAUUCCCCUAAUGACAAGGAAGAGAAGGCGGAAGGAGAGAAGUCAGAACGACAUGAAAAGGCAAUCAUCAUCGAGAAUGAAAAGACUGAUGCGAGAAAAUGCGAAAAGAAGCUGCUGCAAGGAAAUGCGAAGAAGUACAAAGGAGUUAGACAGCGAAAAUGGGGCAAGUGGGUGGCAGAAGUACGCGAUACAAGAAAAAAGAAUCGGAUUUGGUUAGGAACUUUUAACACUGCUGAAGAAGCCGCUUUGGCUUAUGACAAAGCGGUCAUUGAAAUGAGAGGUGUUGAUGCUGUGACAAACAUCCUCAAGCCACCACCAAGGGAACCACCACCAAAGGAAAUCAACUUCAUUAAUCCACCACCAUCUUCAUCUACUAGGGUUUGAGAAAUUAAUGCUUUACUGUUUUAAUGUACUACUUUAUAUGAACUAGUAAAUGUGGCUAACUCUCAACUUUCUUUUUUCUUAAAGUAUGUAAUAUGACAAGUUUCCUGGACAAUA
Molecule: messenger RNA, 904 nt
Organism: Nicotiana attenuata
Lineage: Eukaryota; Viridiplantae; Streptophyta; Magnoliopsida; Solanales; Solanaceae
Product: ethylene-responsive transcription factor CRF3-like
Exons: 2
Coding region: 305-790 (161 amino acids)
Biological process (GO): regulation of DNA-templated transcription
Molecular function (GO): DNA-binding transcription factor activity; DNA binding
Source: RefSeq, a predicted model, not a curated record